Physeter macrocephalus (sperm whale) is the source of this 654-nucleotide messenger RNA. RefSeq names its product SLIT-ROBO Rho GTPase activating protein 3 (gene SRGAP3). Gene Ontology annotation, cellular component: cytoplasm. The record is from RefSeq and is a predicted model, not a curated record. Gene Ontology annotation, biological process: negative regulation of cell migration. Lineage: Eukaryota; Metazoa; Chordata; Mammalia; Artiodactyla; Physeteridae. The transcript is spliced from 5 exons. Bases 67 to 654 code for a protein of 195 amino acids.
UUGGCUUUUCACUGAACAUCUGGAAGGUGGGGAGGCAACUUCCGUCUGACUUCUUCAUGAGAAGGAAUGGCUGUUAUUUGGACACAGCCCAGAUGCUGUAGGGAAACCCUCUCUCCCACCCACUCUGCUCUGAACUCUCCUCAAGGGACCUGGCUUCGCAAUCCAGAGAUCCGCACGCAGCUGGUGGAGCAGUUCAAGUGCUUGGAGCAGCAGUCUGAGUCGAGGCUGCAGCUGCUCCAGGACCUCCAGGAGUUUUUCCGCCGGAAAGCCGAGAUCGAGCUUGAGUACUCCCGCAGCCUGGAGAAGCUGGCUGAGCGCUUCUCCUCCAAGAUCCGCAGCUCCCGGGAGCACCAGUUCAAGAAGGACCAGUAUCUCCUCUCGCCCGUGAACUGUUGGUAUCUAGUCCUGCAUCAGACCAGGCGGGAGAGCCGAGACCAUGCCACCCUCAAUGACAUCUUCAUGAACAAUGUCAUCGUCCGCCUCUCCCAAAUCAGCGAGGAUGUCAUCAGACUCUUCAAAAAGAGCAAGGAGAUUGGCCUGCAGAUGCACGAGGAGCUCCUGAAGGUCACCAAUGAGCUCUACACGAAAAGUGAGAACACGGUGGUGCCAACAGCACCCCCUGCCCCCCACCAGGUCAUUCGCUGCCUGCACUGA